UGUGUGUGUGUGUGUGUGUGUGUGUGUGUGUGUGUGUGUGUGUGUGUGUGUGUGUGUGUGUGUGUGUGGUGUGUGUGUGUGUGUGUGGAGCUGCAGAAAUCCUCCAACACAGAGCUGCGCACAUGAAUAGUCCCACUCAGUCUUUUGCUCUGUGCUCACACCCUCACUCACACACAUAUUUUUGACAGACAUACAUGCUGUCUGGUGCACGUGCGCAUACAGACUGCACAGAUACACAUACACACACACGCACACACAUAGAUGCGCCUGCAGCCACACUGCCUGAUUAGCUUGCGAGAGCUGUCUACAGCAUCCAGAGAAAUGGCGCAAGAGGCAGUGCACUGGAGGAGGAGCGGCAGCCUGAAGCAGCAAGAUUAGACCUCUGGAGUUUUGAACAGCGGAGGCAGGGUUUGACUCGGAGCUACCAGUCAGGAUAUGGACUAUCAGGAGAUGUCCCGGACUGAGUGAGGACUGACUCAGGUCUUGUGGGGUCGGUCUGACUGACUAACGCACCGGUAGAACUGGGCCUGGCUGAUGGAUCCACAGAGCUGAGGGAGGUACAAUCCAAGCAGGGAAACAGACCCCAGCUCUGGUGAAGGUUUUUCUUCCUGAUCGUCUCCUACGGGCCUGCCUCUAUCCCCACCCCAAUCCUCUCCAUCUUUGUUUUUGUCUUGCUGUUCCCCCUUUCUAACAUCCCAGCUGUCAGCCACGCUUCCUUCACUUCCAUCGUUCAGCUUCACGGUUAAUUUUGCAUCCUGCCAUCACCAUCUCUCUUCUCCUCUCACCUCCAUCAUCUGAUAUUUGUUAAAGUGUUCUUUAUUAAGCAUUUCACUGAGCCCUUGUUGCACCAUUAUUUUUUGUUUACAUCCGCCUUUCUCAUCUCCUCCAUCGGCUCUUCUGUGUGUCCUUCAUACGGUCCCUCACUCUCGCUCCCUCUGCUGCCCUCUCUCAUUUCUUUUUCGGCUGUCAUCUACCUCAACUCUGUCGUUGCUGUAAAUCUGGGUCAGUCUGCCCUGCAAAUGGGAUGAGAUGUAGUCUUCACAGCAGCCAGAUCCAGGGGGGGCUCCCGGUCUGCCCGUCAGGGAGACCCUCAUCUUCAGACCGUGGUGGGGCUGGAGCCCAUCUCAGGACUGACUGGGUGGCCUGCUUCAGUGAGCCGCAUGUAGGCAAGGACAGUCUGCACCAGCCGCCCCUACCCUCACCCUCCCCCCUCCCCUCCCCCAUUCCUUUGCCCCAUCUUGGGGCAGUUGUCACUCUGGAGUGUCCCAACUUGGCUGGCUGUGGCCUCUCCUCACACACCCUGACGACGCCCUCAUGCCGUUGGGGCACCCGCAGUGCCUCGACCCCUCUCUACCGAGCCACUUGCCGGUGCCAUUGGCCCAAGCCUCCCGUUGCCCUCAACAUGGGUGUGGUGGAGGCCAUUGACCCAGCGCCAUCCUCCUGCCCCUCGCCCAUACCUGGGGGUUACCGGCUGCCCCGCUCCUCCAGCUUCAGUCCCCUGCAGGGGAGGGCAGGGGCAGAGCUGGACCUCGAUUCGGCUGCUGGAGAGGUGCUGGAGGGGGGCGGGACAGCGGCGGAACGCAGGACGCCCUUAGUGGACCUGUUCUGUGAGACCUGCUCCAGGCCCUGGCUCAUCGGUUGGUGGGACCAGUUCAAGAGGAUGUUGAACAGGGAGCUUUCCCAUUUGUCAGAAAUGAGUCGCUCAGGGAAUCAGGUGUCAGAAUACAUCUCCACUACCUUUUUAGAUAAGCAGAACGAGGUGGAGAUCCCAUCUCCGACCUUGAGGGAGAGAGAGAAGCCCAUGUGUCACAUUAGCGGGGUCAAAAAGCUCACGCACAGAUCCAGCCUUUCUAAUUCCACCAUGCCUCGCUUUGGGGUGAAGACAGAACAUGAGGAUGCGCUAGCCAGGGAGCUGAAUGACUUGAAUAGGUGGGGUCUUAAUAUAUUUCGUGUGGCAGAGUUCUCUAAUAACCGACCCCUCAGCUGCAUAAUGUUUGCCAUCUUCCAGGAACGGGAUCUUCUAAAGACCUUUCAGAUCCCAGUGGACACGUUUGUUACAUAUGUGAUGACCCUGGAGGACCACUACCAUGCUAAUGUGGCCUAUCAUAACAGUCUCCACGCUGCAGAUGUCACACAGUCCACUCACGUGUUGCUGUCUACACCAGCUUUAGAUGCUGUCUUCACCGAUCUGGAGAUACUCGCUGCAUUAUUUGCUGCUGCCAUCCAUGAUGUGGACCAUCCAGGAGUGUCCAACCAAUUCCUCAUCAAUACUAACUCAGAGCUAGCCCUGAUGUAUAAUGAUGAGUCAGUGUUGGAGAAUCAUCACUUGGCCGUGGGCUUCAAGCUGCUCCACGAGGAUAACUGUGACAUCUUCCAAAACCUGAGCAAGCGGCAGAGACAGAGCCUGAGAAAACUUGUAAUUGACAUGGUUUUGGCGACAGAUAUGUCUAAACACAUGAGUUUGCUGGCCGACCUCAAAACAAUGGUAGAAACCAAGAAAGUGACAAGUUCUGGAGUGUUACUUCUUGACCACUACACAGACCGGAUACAGGUCCUGAGAAACAUGGUGCAUUGUGCUGAUCUGAGCAAUCCCACCAAACCUCUAGCAGUGUAUCGACAAUGGACGGAGAGAAUCAUGGAGGAGUUCUUCAGGCAGGGAGAUAAAGAGCGAGAACGUGGGAUGGAGAUCAGCCCCAUGUGUGACAAACACACUGCAUCAGUGGAAAAGAGUCAGGUGGGAUUUAUCGACUACAUUGUCCAUCCUUUGUGGGAGACAUGGGGGGACCUGGUGCACCCUGAUGCCCAGGACAUCCUGGACACCCUGGAGGACAACAGGGACUGGUACCAGAGCACAAUCCCACAAAGCCCCUCGCCUCCUCCGGUCGGCCAAGACAAGGAGCUAAAUGCCUGCAUAGGCAAGUUUCAGUUCGAGCUCACCCUCAAAGACAGCUUUCAGGGAGGACAGGAAGAUGAAAGCGAUCAGCCAACGUUGAACCACGUGGAACAGGACUGCAAGCAGCAGGAAGAGGAGCAAAAUCAGGAAGAUGAGGUUAGCUUAAUGACAGAGGCACAUGAGGACAUAAUAGAAGAGGAAGAUGAGGUGGAAAUGGAGGAGGAGGAGGAGCUGAAGGUUGAGCUGGAAGAAGGAUCUGAGAAGGAGAGACUUUCUGACACAAGUCCUGUAGAGGAGGAGGAAGAUUCUUCUUCACAAGCUGAAGAUACAUGAGUUCUGCUCAUGUCUCCCUCUUCAAUUGCACAUCUUAUUUUGUUCAUCCUUUUCAAUGGCCAAACUAAGAACAAAUAAGACUGCAGUGACAAUAGAGACCUUUAACUAUAUUAAACAAUAAAAGGGAAUCAAUUAAAAUCACUUAAAGAGAAAUUAAUUACACAGCAACUGUAGAUUUGGAGUGGGUGGCAAGUGUUCGCCUAAUUUCACAAUGAACUUGAAGCCAAAGGCGGGCAACUGGAUACAGCGUAGCAACCUGGUACGAGAAUGCACACACACAAACACACAUCAAGUGACACACAAACACGUGUGUUUCUAAUAAGAUAAACAGAGAGUCACACAGAGUACACUGAUGCAACAUGUGUAUGCAUCUCUGUGCAUCUGUGCACGACACAUUCACUCGGUCGUAGGCCACCUUUUAAUGCAUUAUCUGACACACGCACACUUACAUGUAUGUUUGUAUGUGUGCAUUUGCGAGGGACUUUGAUACAUAGUGAUCUUUGGAAAAAGCCAUCUCUUAAUGGAGUGUUACCUAGUGUUCAGUCAGUAUUAGUAAAUCCACAUUUGUUAGAACCCCCAACGAAAAACUGUUAUCCUCACAAAAGUUGUACCUCCGAGUGACACUUACUUUCUUUUUUUUUUUUCCAUUUGUGUCGGAAAGAAAAAAAAGUGAAAGUCUACAGCGUUGAAGGAGGAGUGAGGAAGACGGGAAACGAGAGGAAGGAAGAUGCUGCUGACAGAGGGACCGUUGCGUCCCGUAAACCCUUUUCCCUUUACGAGGAGUGCAACUGGUGCAAGAUGGCUCGGUGCCUUUCUCAAACACCAGCUUCCUGAACGGAGCUGUCGUGAAGCAAUGUAUUGUGGGACAGGAGUGUGUGGGUUUUGUCAUCAUUUUUGAUUGUCUCUUGUUAAAGAUCUAUCAUUAUGGUAUUGUGGUAUGUAUCUCACGCGUACAGUUUUUCUGUGGUGACAUGUGUUAAGCUGUAAGUCUUCCUUUGUUGCUCUUCGGUAAGAUUAAUAACUCGGAACUCUAGAUGCAGAGCAAUCGAUAUACCGCCACCACAACCGCCAGGGGACUUUUUGAUUUUUGUUUAUUAGAAUGAUUUUUUUAACUUUCUGACAAUAAGCCAUGUGAUGCUUUGAAGCAUAUGUUUGCCUGAUUUCUAGUUUCUGAAUAUGUUGACAGGAUACUGAAUUAUGCCAUCAGCAGAACAAUCUGUCAUCACCUUCUCACGCCCGCUCUCUUCAUACACGACAGUUCUCACCAAAGUAACAGAUGGAAAACAUUUAAAGGAAACACAGAUGAAUAAGAAAAUCAGGGAGGCAGAACGUCCAGGGAACAAUGCGGGACUUAGCCAAAAAAGGCGUGGCAUUCACUAUUCAUUUUUGUUGUGUUUGAUGCUUUCUUGCCUUAAUGUCAGAUGCAGGAUACAAACCUGCCAAUAUGUAGAUUUCUAUGAUAUUUAAUAGAUAUCCUCCUAUAUUUAUAUUAUGUCUGUAUGCUUAUUUCUGUGAGUAUCUGUGUGUCAUGUGUCUGUCGAGGUUAAGGGAGACAUUGCUGGCAAUCCGUUAUGUUGUGCUCUGAGCAACACAAAGAAUGUCUUGCUUUUUAAUGAAGACAAUAGAGCAACUAUGUUUGCAGGAGGAAGCAGCAAAUAGAAUUAAAGGGGUCAUAUUUUGCAAAACUGUUUUUAAUCUACCUUUAAAGGGAUAGUUCAUCCACCAAUUUAGAAUAUAAAAUAAGCACUUAAUUAUGGACAAGUAUUUGU
Messenger RNA from Thalassophryne amazonica, 4995 nucleotides. RefSeq names its product phosphodiesterase 4A, cAMP-specific (gene pde4a). The record is from RefSeq and is a predicted model, not a curated record. NCBI's taxonomy places the organism in Eukaryota, Metazoa, Chordata, Actinopteri, Batrachoidiformes, Batrachoididae. Gene Ontology annotation, molecular function: 3',5'-cyclic-AMP phosphodiesterase activity. Gene Ontology annotation, biological process: signal transduction. The coding region runs from base 1025 to 3226 and encodes 733 amino acids. Gene Ontology annotation, cellular component: perinuclear region of cytoplasm; cytosol; nucleus. The transcript is spliced from 10 exons.